CUAACUUGACGCUUCGGUACGGAAAAGCAGCGAGUUGCAGCGACACGUCUGAAGAGAGUGGAGGAGAAGAGGACGGAGGAUGAUGGGAGGGAACAUUACUCCCUUUAAGUGACCCAUAUCUCACAGCAAAGACUCAUUUUAUCCAGCCUACUUCUUGUUGUCGAGGAUUUCUCUCAGCCGACAUGUCUGCGUCGGCGAUAUUCAUCCUGGACCUGAAGGGGAAGGUUCUGAUUUGCCGUAACUACAUGGGCAACAUGGACAUGAAUCAGAUUGACAACUUCAUGCCCAUCCUGAUGAAGCGAGAAGAAGAGGCUGAGAUGUCGCCGCUGGUCAGCCACGGCUCCGCACACUUCUUGUGGAUCAAACACAGCAACCUUUACUUGGUGGCAAUGACCAAGAAGAAUGCCAAUGCUGCUCUUGUGUACUCCUUCCUUUAUAAAAUAGUACAGGUGUUCAAGGAGUACUUUAAGGAGCUUGAGGAGGAGAGUAUUCGUGACAACUUUGUAACGGUGUAUGAGCUGAUGGACGAAGUGAUGGACUUUGGGUUCCCUCAGACAACCGACAGCAAGAUCCUACAAGAGUACAUCACCCAGCAGGGCCAUAAGUUAGAGGUCGGGGCGCCUCGACCUCCUGCUACUGUCACCAAUGCUGUGUCUUGGCGGUCAGAGGGCAUCAAGUACAGGAAGAAUGAAGUUUUCAUGGAUGUCAUAGAGUCGGUGAAUCUUCUGGUGAGUGCCAAUGGCAGUGUCCUGCGCAGUGAAAUAGUGGGCAGCAUCAAGCUCAAAGUGGUCCUGUCGGGGAUGCCUGAGCUCAGACUGGGCCUCAAUGACAAAGUGCUGUUUGAGAUCACAGGCAGAGAGAAGAGCAAGACAGUGGAGCUGGAGGAUGUGAAGUUUCAUCAGUGUGUCCGUCUGUCACGCUUCGAGAACGACCGCACCAUCUCUUUCAUCCCCCCUGACGGCGAGAGCGAGCUCAUGUCCUACCGCCUCAACACUACAGUGAAGCCUCUCAUAUGGAUCGAGAGUGUGAUUGAGAAGUUCUCUCACAGCCGUGUGGAGAUCAAGGUGAAGGCUCGAAGUCAGUUUAAGAGUCGAUCCACUGCCAACAAUGUGUCUAUUCUGGUGCCAGUGCCCAGUGAUGCUGACUCACCCAAGUUCAAGACCAGCACAGGCAGCGCCAAGUGGGUGCCCGAGAAGAGCGUGGUGCAGUGGAACAUCAAAUCUUUCCCUGGGGGUAAGGAGUACGUGAUGAGGGCACAUUUUGGGCUGCCCAGUGUGGAGAGUGAUGAACUGGAGGCAAAGAGACCAAUCACAGUUAAUUUUGAGAUACCCUAUUUCACUGUGUCUGGGAUUCAGGUGCGUUACCUAAAGAUCAUAGAGAAGAGUGGUUAUCAGGCAUUGCCGUGGGUGCGCUACAUCACACAAAGUGGAGAUUACCAGCUCCGGACAAACUAAAGGGCACAGAUGCUGCUAGACGAAUGGAUAUUUUCUCUCUCUGUCUGUCUUCGUCUCUCUUCUCUCCAUUUCUCCGGCUCCCUGUCUGCGUCGGACAGCAGAGGACAAGUGCAGGAGGACAUAAGAAAUCUUUUUCUCUCUCUGAAAGGAAACAGGACAUCUUCCCUUCCUCUGAAACUCACGCAGACAGGAAAGGGUGUUGCAUCAUCUCUGACCUGUAUACUUUUUUCUCCAGACUUCCUCAGGACUCCAAACAUUUUAAUAUGCGAAUAGUGAACUGAUAACUCUGUGACACUGUCUGCUUCUGGCAAGAUCUAAUUUCCUCACUUUUAAUGUGAUUUCCCUCCAGGUUCAUUUGGGCCACAGUUUAUGAAACCAAACAUUUUUUUUUAAAUCUAGCUUUCUUUAGAAAGGGAAAAGUUUAAAAUAUUGUGGUGAAGUCUAUUUUGGGUACCCGACUUGUCCACUGUAGGUUUCUACUGUCUUAACAUGUAAUCCAGCUAACUGCAUAAUGCCGACAUACAGGUACUGUGAUGGGUUAUUGUCAGCUCGUAUUUCUCAGAGGGCCAUUAUAUUGCAGAUUGGGUGAUUUUGUAAAUUGAAAGUGUGCCAUGUACGCUAAUAGAACAUUUUCCACAGUUUCACAAAAUUGGUCAGCAUUUUUAACGAUUAGGGGUUUUUAUUCCUCAUAUGCUUUGUCCUUAAUAUCGACUUUAAUAACCAAACACACUCCAUUAGCUCAGUUGUCGUUUAUCAUCUGUCUCAAAGGUAUAUUUUUUGCUCGAAUCUCUCUAUUAUACAUUCAUUGCCUUAAAAAACUGCCUAUGUAUCAUCACCAUUAGCACUGUGAACAUAAUCUCCAGUGCGCUGAAACUAACACCAGCGACCGGAUCAAUGAUUAAUAAGGCACAAUAUUGUCAGAGGCAUUGGCAGUGUAACAUAAUACCGUAGACAUACUCCCAUGGGGCCUGUAACCUUGUCCUUGUGCUCGAAAUCAGCUUGCAGCUUUGAGGCACAGACUGAAGGAAUGAGCACAGUGCAGAUAUUUUUUUUUUAUAUUAUUAUCUGUUGUUUAUACUGUACUGGAUAGUCCCUUGUGGACAAAAGCUUUGAAGGACAACAAAAGGGGAUAAGGUAGGAGGUAGGACAAAGGUAAAAUAACCUGAAGAGAUUUCUCGGCAGAAUCUGAGAAAAUUGACAAUAUGUUGAAGUCUUUUUUUUGUAUGUGUCCCCUGCAGGCUUCUGUACGUCUUCAGAGCAAUUUGUGGUGUAAUUCUCUCCCUCUAUUGUGCAUGCAUUGCACCACUUCAGUUCAACUACACUGCUGACAGCACAGUCCUAAGUCUUUCUGUUACCACAUGUCAAAACCCUCUAUUGCAAUCACACCAUUAUCUACGUGGGGCUCAGACAGCAGUGAGGAUUUUUAAUAAGUGCGUGUCAUCAUGUGUUUUCAUUAAUUUAUCAACCACUGUUUGUCCACAGGAAACAAAGGGAUAUAUUUGGAAAUAAACUUUUUUUGUAUCUUG
Messenger RNA from Acanthochromis polyacanthus (spiny chromis), 2980 nucleotides. RefSeq names its product adaptor related protein complex 1 subunit mu 3 (gene ap1m3). Bases 183 to 1454 code for a protein of 423 amino acids. The transcript is spliced from 12 exons. Lineage: Eukaryota; Metazoa; Chordata; Actinopteri; Pomacentridae. Gene Ontology annotation, biological process: vesicle-mediated transport; intracellular protein transport. The record is from RefSeq and is a predicted model, not a curated record. Gene Ontology annotation, molecular function: clathrin-cargo adaptor activity. Gene Ontology annotation, cellular component: clathrin adaptor complex; clathrin-coated vesicle.